Molecule: messenger RNA, 6071 nt
Organism: Salvelinus namaycush (lake trout)
Lineage: Eukaryota; Metazoa; Chordata; Actinopteri; Salmoniformes; Salmonidae
Product: fibulin-2-like
Exons: 16
Coding region: 211-3864 (1217 amino acids)
Cellular component (GO): extracellular region
Molecular function (GO): calcium ion binding
Source: RefSeq, a predicted model, not a curated record
CUAACUUUGGGGACAACCGCUGGCCAGUAGAUAAUACAGGAUAGUCUACCCGUCGCACAGUGACAGAACUGAGACGCAAGGUUGAAGGAGGCCAUUUGAAAUCGGACUUUCAACAUCAUUCUCACUCUUGUUCGACUGCAGAGGACUGGGCACAAUUGUUAUCAACAAAUUACAUUUUCAACAUUUGUUCUUGGGGGACUUUUAUGCAAAAUGAACCAAAAUAAUCUGAUGCUGUUUCAAUGUGUGCUCCUGUUGUGCCUGGGCACCUGUCUAAGCCAAAGGGACUGUACAAGCGUGGAUUGUCCAGUGUUGGACAACUGCAUCGAGGAGGUUUUGGAGAACGGAGCUUGCUGUGCCACCUGUGUUAAAAUAGGAUGCUCAUGUGAAGGUUACCAGUACUAUGACUGCAUCCAUGCAGGAUUCCGGAAUGGUAAAGUUCCAGAGGGAGAAUCUUACUUUGUGGAUUUCGGAAGCACAGAAUGUUCUUGUCCACAGGGAGGCGGGAGGAUCGGGUGCCAUUUCAUCCCGUGUCCCGAGAUCCCUCCCAACUGCAUCGCUGUCGCGGAACCCGCGGAUGGGUGUCCUCAGUGUGAGCGCAUUGGCUGUAUCCAUAUUAACCAGAAAUACAAGGCAGGUCACUCCUUCCAGAUGGACCCUUGUCAGGUGUGUCACUGUCCUAAUGAUGGCGGGAGCCUGAUGUGUUCCCCUAUCCCUGACUGUGACUCUGGUAACGUUAAGAAGCCCAUGAUAGCAACAACCACACAGAACAACAACCCUCCGAGAGACCUCAGCAAACUGCAUGAUAACAAACAGACAAGCCCGCUAGACCCAUUCGCCACCGCUAACACCCUACCUCUUUACAAAGAGGAGCCAUCUGUCCUGGAUGAAGAUGAGGAUUAUGACUACACACUGCCUGACCCCACAUCUACCACUCCACAAGACCUGGUCCAGCCAACAGAAUCUACCAUGGUGUCACCAUCCUAUGCCGAGACAAGCUCUUCUCCUUAUGAGAUGUUUAAUGACCUGAGGCAGGAGCUGAGAGAGAGACUAGGAACAUACGAUCAGGAGCGAACAGAGGAGGCGGCCAUUACUGAGGAUCCACAUCACAUAGAUCAGACCACCUCAAGGGCCCAGGGUGAGUCAACAACAUCAACAACUAAACAGGAAGUGAUCUCAGAGAGCCAAAGGCGUCAACAGGAGGUUGUUGACCGGGACAACAGGCAUCACAGAGACAGUGACAGAAUGAUGAAGAUUGACAGUUCGGAGGACGUCACACCAACUGUCCGUAGUGACAAGGGAGUGAGACACACUGGCCUCCACGAACAAAGAGACAGCCACAGCAGUCACCACCAUGAUGGCAGUCAUUUAUUCCAAAGUCAUGGAAGGCACCUUGAGGAGCAGCGUGAGGAGCCCAGAACGCCCCAGAGUAAACCUGACCAGGAGUCUUCAUUCCCCACAGAGAAGUUCAGCCCGACCAGCAGAGCUCCUGUCACGAGGGAGGAGGGAGACCAGCUGGCCAGGAGACAGCCCCACACCCUCUUCAACUACCAGGGCCCAAACGAACAGCCUGGAAACACUGAGGUUUCUUCCAAGGAGUUGGUGGAGACCUGCUGUGAGACAGGGGAGAAGUGGGCCUCAGCCAAUGGCCACUGCAGCAACAUGGAGCUCCCCAGAGAGGACAGACACUCCAUCUGUCGGACGGCUCAGAGACAGUGCUGUCUGGGCUCUCUGAAGGAGAGUCGCUGUUUCUCUGGUAUGAAUGCAGCCAGAGAGGGAGUUGUGUGUGAGGUGGACAACAAUGACCAGUGUGGAGCUGACUCCUUCAAGGAGUGUUGUAGCUGCUGCUCUCUGGGGCUGAGGUUCCGUAGGGAGGGCCACCGCUGUGAGGCCCACCAGUACCUGGGCUACCCCUGCAGCCACGUCUUCCUCACCUGCUGUGAGGGAGAGGAGGAGGUGGCGAGAGAGGAGGGGGAGGGAGAUGGCUUGCACACCCUCAGAGAGAGGCCUGUGCUUGACCCGACCACAGUGCCAAAGAGAGUGUCAGACAGUCCGUUCCCUAAAGAGGCCUUCUCCAUCGGGGAGGAGGAGGAGCAGGAGAGGGAGAACACGGUGGAGGGCCCUCUUGAGAUGGAGGAUGUAGAUGAGUGCCAGGUUUACCAGGGAACACUAUGCCACCACAGGUGUAUCAACACCCCAGGCUCCUUCAGGUGUGCCUGCUACCCUGGCUAUGUACUCCAGAAGGACGCUGUCAGCUGUGUGCCAGAGACGGUCGAUGAAGAGAACAAGUUGAGAGAGGAUGACAGGCCAGAGGUUGAGGCUACCUCCACCACACCCUCCACCACUCCAACCUCUGUUAACCCCUGUGAGGGAAAUGGCAUCUGUAUGCAACAGUGCUCCCCAGUGGCUGAUAGACCUGGCUGCUCCUGUUUCCCUGGAUUCUCUCUGAUGGCUGACGGACAAUCAUGUGAAGAUAUCAAUGAGUGUUUGAUGUCCACUCGUACCUGUCAGAUGAACGAGAGAUGUGUGAACACGGCUGGUAGUUUUGUGUGUCAGAUCACCUGUUCUCUGGGUUACCAGAUCAACAACGACGUCUGUGAAGAUGUUGAUGAGUGUUUUCAGGGGACUCAUAACUGUGGGCCAGGCUUUGAGUGUGUGAACAGUGAGGGCUCGUUCAGGUGUAAUGCCAAACCUCGCUGCUCCAUGGGCUUCACACAGGACACACAUGGAAACUGCAUUGAUAUAGAUGAAUGUGGUGUAGUGGGCCAGCCCUGCAGUCCAGGCUUUAACUGUAUCAACACUGUGGGAUCCUACAGCUGCCAGAGGAAGAUCUUAAUGUGUAGCCGUGGUUACCAUGCCAGCCCAGACGGAGCCAGAUGCAUAGAUGUGGAUGAGUGUCAGAGCGCUCUGCACCGCUGUGGGGAAGGACAGAUCUGCCACAACUUGCCCGGCUCCUACCGCUGUGACUGCCAGACGGGCUACCAGUACGACAUGUUCAGGAAGACUUGUGUGGAUGUGAAUGAGUGUUGGCGCUACCCUGGCCGCCUUUGUGCCCAGACCUGUGAGAACACCCCGGGAUCCUAUCAGUGUUCCUGCACCGCUGGGUUCAGCUUAUCCAGGGAUGGCAAGAACUGUGAAGAUGUGAAUGAGUGUCUAACCAACCCCUGCAGUCAGGAGUGUGCCAACAUCUAUGGCUCCUACCAGUGUUACUGCAGGCAGGGCUCCUACCUAAGGGAGGAUGGACACACCUGUGAAGACAUUGAUGAGUGUGUCCAGAGCAUUGGCCACCUGUGUUCCUUUAAGUGUGUCAACGUCCCAGGGAGCUACCAGUGUGCUUGUCCCGAGUACGGUUACACCAUGUCUCCCAACGGACGCUCCUGCAGAGACAUAGACGAGUGUACCAUCGGGGCCCAUAACUGUUCCUUGGUUGAGACCUGCUACAACAUCCAGGGAGGCUUUCGCUGUCUGUCCUUCAAUUGUCCACAGAACUACCGCAAAUCCUCUGACAUGCGCUGUGAACGACAGAGCUGCCCCAACUUGCUGGACUGUCAGAACUCUCCUCUCAGGAUCACCUACUACCACCUGAGCUUCCAAACCAACAUCGUCAUCCCUGCCCAGAUCUUCCGCAUCGGCCCCUCCCCCGCCUACUCCGGGGACAACGUCAUCAUCAGCAUCACCCAGGGCAACUUGGAGAACUACUUUAGCACGCGGAAGCUGAACGCCUACACGGGCGCGGUGUACAUGCACAGGCAGGUGCGUGAGCCACGGGACUUUCUGAUUGAUGUGGAGAUGAAGCUUUGGAGACAGGGCACCUUCACUACGUUCCUGGCCCGGAUCUAUGUCUUCAUCACGGCCAACUCACUCUAACAGACUGGCCCCCAGCCUCACCCUACUUCCACCCUUGUCCCACCCCCUCAAUGGACAGCCCAUCCCCUUCUAUCCCCCUAGCCCUACCCCUCAAUAGACAGCCCAUCCCCUUCUAUCCCCCUUACUCUACCCCUCAAUGGACAGCACCUCCCCUUCUAUCCCCCUAGCUCUACCCCUCAAUAGACAGCCCAUCCCCUUCUAUCCCCCUUACUCUACCCCUCAAUAGACAGCCCAUCCCCUUCUAUCCCCCUAGCUCUACCCCUCAAUAGACAGCCCAUCCCCUUCUAUCCCCCUUACUCUACCCCUCAAUGGACAGCCCAUCCCCUUCUAUCCCCCUAGCUCUACCCCUCAAUGGACAGCACCUCCCCUUCUAUCCCCCUAGCCCUACCCCUCAAUAGACAGCCCAUCCCCUUCUAUCCCCCUUACUCUACCCCUCAAUGGACAGCACCUCCCCUUCUAUCCCCCUAGCUCUACCCCUCAAUGGACAGCCCAUCCCCUUCUAUCCCCCUUACCCUACCCCUCAAUGGACAGCCCAUCCCCUUCUAUCCCCCUUACCCUACCCCUCAAUGGACAGCCUAUCCCCCUAGCCCUACCCCUCAAUGGACAGCCUAUCCCCCUAACCCUACCCCUCAAUGGACAGCCCAUCCCCUUCUAUCCCCCUUACUCUACCCCUCAAUGGACAGCACCUCCCCUUCUAUCCCCCUAGCCCUACCCCUCAAUAGACAGCCCAUCCCCUUCUAUCCCCCUAGCUCUACCCCUCAAUGGACAGCACCUCCCCUUCUAUCCCCCUAGCCCUACCCCUCAAUGGACAGCUAGUCUUCAGCACAGCCCUGCAUUUGUUUCCUACCAUACUGACCGUCUAGUAGACGAGAUGCCCAGUUUUAUACCACACUGAUGAUAUCAAAAAGUCGUUUUGCACAGUUAACAAAAAAACGAUUCAACUUAAGAAGUUAAGUUACCUGGCUGCCUUACAAUCGGUCAACUAGUAGUUCGAAAUGAGUUGACAAAACAUAAUAUGAGUGACAUUAGUUUAUCAAGUUGAUUCAAGUUGAAAUCUUAGGUCAGUGGGCUAGACGUAACACUAGUUUUUCCAGUGUAGAGAAGGGCUCUCUAACCCCAGUUAACCCGAUUCAGCUUAUCAACCAGCUAAUUAUUACAAUCAGGUGUGCUAGCUUCAGGUUGGAACGAAAACUUACAGGAUGGUAGCUCUCCAGGAACAGGGUUGGAGAUCCCUGGUGUUAGCGUGUGGCUGUCUUUAACCCACUAAGACAGGUUGUGUCAGGGCCUCAAUCCAAAUUCUCUCUUUUCUAUCUCCCUUAAGCUGCUGUUCCUUUCUAUCCUCUUGAAGAAUGUUGUACCACUAUGCUAAUUUAAUAUCACAGUAUAUUAUGACAUGUAUUUGUACUUACUGUAUGUAUUAUUCAGACACAUUAGAUAUGACUGGAUGUAUCAUAUUUUGUUCCGCUAUUUUCAUAAGCUGCAAAUAAUUUUUAGUAAAAAUGAAAACUACACAAACUGUUUGAUGUUCCGUGUCUACUGUAUGACCUAUAACAGUAGCUAUAGUCGAUGAACAGAUUCAAAUGAAAUACAAGGCAUGUUUACAAUCCAACUUAAGAAAAGUAUUCAAUUGAAUUGACUUUAAAUUAGUGCUACUCCUGUCUAUGUUCACACAGUACAAGUGAAUCCAGAAGUGGUUCCAAUGUUAGCACCAUGUCAGAACAUGUUAUACUGUUAAUAUACAUGCUUAUUUACAUACCUUUUCACACCUCCCUAGUGAGAUCACCACCGUGAGAGAGGUCUUUAUUUACAGUAGCUUACCGACAAUAUGAAAUAUAAAGAACACACAUGCUUUAUGAUGACUAAUCAGAACCAGGGCUGUUAUCAUAGUGUGAAAUACCUGUAACAAAAACAUAUUAUCUUAUGUAUAUUAAUAUAAUGAAUCACUGUAUGAAGCAGAGGAUUUUAAAGUAGCUGUCCAGUGUUUCCAGAUUUCUAUGAAUAAUUCAUUACAGUAUGAGUGAAUGUUUUUUUUACCCCAACUCUGAUAUUGUAGCACUUGUUGAAAGAGUAACAUCUCCAUCUACAGGAUAUAGUGUGCUCUACACUCAUGAUUUAGUUCUACGCCAUUGCUGCAUGGCUGGAAUUCAAUACAACUCACAAUGGCAAUGUAAAAGAUGUGUCAUAAAGGCUUGGGUUUUGAGCCAAAA